CGGGACUAGGCGAGGACCAGGGAGCGGAAGAGAACAGGGUGUCUCGGUGAGGUUGGGUGCCGAUUUGGCAGUGAAUACGGGCAUAGCCAGAGCCCAAACCCCGACUCUGGGAGAGGCCAACACAGACUGAAGGACUUGUGGUUCCCGGGUAGUCGCCGCCGUCGCUGUGUCUGCCGUCGCCGCUGCCACCGCUGCCUGCGCGGCCGACACCGGAGGAUACGGCCUUGAGAAGCCUCCGGGCCUAGGCGCGGCCCGCGGAUCCCGAAGUGUUGCCACCAGUGCUGCUGUGAGUAAUACGAGUGUCCUCUUCAUAGUCGUUUACAGAUUAAAAUGGAGGAAAUAUCGUUGGCUAACCUGGAUACUAACAAGCUAGAGGCCAUCGCUCAGGAGAUAUACGUAGACCUGAUAGAGGAUUCUUGUUUGGGAUUCUGCUUUGAGGUGCAUCGGGCAGUCAAGUGUGGCUACUUCUACCUGGAGUUCGCAGACACUGGUAGCGUAAAGGAUUUUGGCAUUCAGCCAGUGGAAGAUAAAGGAGCUUGCCGCCUCCCGCUUUGCUCCCUUCCUGGAGAACCAGGGAAUGGGCCUGAUCAGCAGCUGCAGCGCUCACCUCCGGAAUUCCAGUAGCUGUAACAUGAGAGAGUCAGAGAAUGAUCAGGACAAUAAGUUGAUACUGGUCCUGUUGCUUCGAGAAGUAAGCUAAGUAGAAAAAAAAAAAUGAGAGAAAAUCCCAAUUUCCCUUGAAGAUCCUAGCCUUUAAAAACGCAAAAUGAAGAAUUUAA
Choloepus didactylus (southern two-toed sloth) is the source of this 779-nucleotide messenger RNA. RefSeq names its product ataxin 7 like 3B (gene ATXN7L3B). The transcript has a single exon. Gene Ontology annotation, biological process: regulation of gene expression. The coding region runs from base 331 to 624 and encodes 97 amino acids. The record is from RefSeq and is a predicted model, not a curated record. Lineage: Eukaryota; Metazoa; Chordata; Mammalia; Pilosa; Megalonychidae.